Molecule: messenger RNA, 924 nt
Organism: Geosmithia morbida
Lineage: Eukaryota; Fungi; Ascomycota; Sordariomycetes; Hypocreales; Bionectriaceae
Product: capping protein (actin filament) muscle Z-line, beta
Exons: 3
Coding region: 1-924 (307 amino acids)
Biological process (GO): barbed-end actin filament capping; actin cytoskeleton organization; cell morphogenesis
Cellular component (GO): F-actin capping protein complex; cytoplasm; actin cortical patch
Molecular function (GO): actin filament binding
Source: RefSeq, a predicted model, not a curated record
AUGGCUGUUGAUCCUUUUGACUCGGCGCUUGACCUCCUCCGGCGCCUGAACCCCAAACACACGACCGACCACCUCAACUCCAUCAUGUCGCUGGCCCCUGACCUGACCGAGGACCUCCUGGCUUCGGUGGACCAGCCCCUGACGGUGAAGAGGUGCCGCGACACGGGCCGCGACUACCUCCUGUGCGACUACAACCGUGACGGUGACAGCUACCGGUCCCCCUGGUCCAACAAGUUCGACCCGCCACUCGAGGACGGCGGUUCCGGCGCAGCGGCCGGCAACGCCGGAGGCGCUGGCGGUGUGAGCGCGAGCGGUGCCAGCGAGGGUGCCGGUGAGGGGGCCAUCCCAAGCGAGAGGGUGCGCAGGAUGGAGAUCAAGGCCAACGAGGCCUUCGACGUCUACAGGGAGCUGUACUAUGAGGGUGGGGUGAGCAGCGUCUACUUUUGGAACCUGGAUGAUGGGUUUGCCGGUGUCGUCCUCGUCAAGAAGUGUGAGUUUCGGGAUCCAGCCAAAGGGAAAAAAUUCUGGUUACCUGUAGCAUCCCCCUCUGGAGAAGGAGUGUGGGACUCGAUCCACGUCUUCGAGGCCAUCGAGCGGGGCCGGACGACUCACUACAAGCUCACCUCUACGGUGAUCCUGUCCCUCUCAUCGGCCGCGACCAACACGCUGGGGGACAUGGACCUGAGCGGUAACAUGACGCGCCAGGUGGAGCAGGACCUCCCCGUCGACAACGACGACAGCCACAUCGCCAACGUGGGCCGACUGGUCGAAGACAUGGAGCUCAAGAUGCGCAACCUGCUGCAGGAGGUGUACUUCGGCAAGGCUAAAGACGUCGUCGGCGACCUGCGCAGCGUCGGGAGCCUGAGCGAGGGAGCCAAGGAGAGGGAGACGCAGAGGGAGCUCAUUGGCAGUAUGAGGAGGUAA